This is a messenger RNA of Perognathus longimembris pacificus (Pacific pocket mouse), 1572 nucleotides long. RefSeq names its product chromosome 3 C12orf43 homolog (gene C3H12orf43). Lineage: Eukaryota; Metazoa; Chordata; Mammalia; Rodentia; Heteromyidae. The record is from RefSeq and is a predicted model, not a curated record. The transcript has 6 exons. Gene Ontology annotation, biological process: Spemann organizer formation; negative regulation of Wnt signaling pathway; Wnt signaling pathway. The coding region runs from base 50 to 904 and encodes 284 amino acids.
GUGCUGCAAGACAGCUCAUGGUCUCAGGGUAAGAACUACAAUUCCCACAAUGCUCCCACACCAACCAGCGCUCACUGGGUCACAUGAGAUGAGCCAUCCCGGAAGCGUCCUCCACAAUCCUUUGCGGCCGCCCAAAAUGGCCGCGCCCAGUGGCACCAUGAGCGAUUCAGAGAGCAGCAGCAGCAGCGAUGAAGAGGAGUUGGCGCGGUGCCGGGAGGCGGCGAUGCCAGCCUGGGGCUUGGAGCAGCACCCGCGGGGAGCAGAGAAACCAAGAGCCGAUGCUGCGGGUAACCAGUUGCCAACCUCUCGACCAAGCCUCAGACACAAGGUGGAUGAGCACGAGCAAGACGGCAAUGAGCUUCAGACUACCCCCGAGUUCCGAGCCCAUGUAGCCAAGAAACUGGGAGCCCUGCUGGACAGCUCCAUUACCAUCUCAGAAGUGGUGACAGAGCCCAGGAAAGCUGAGGGGCCAAAAGUGGCCUCAGAGGAUGAUGGCUUCCGUCUUUUCUUCACAUCCGUUCCUGGAGGCCCUGAGAAAGAAGCUUCUCCCCGACCCCAAAAGCGGAGGCCCCCCAGCUCCAGCGAGGAGAGCGACGAAGAGUGGCGGCGGUGCCAGGAGGCAGCUGUGUCCGCUUCGGACAUUCUCCAGGAGUCCGCCAUCCACGGCCCUGGCAAGGUGGAGGAGGAGUCCAAGCAGAAAAAAAGGAAGUUGAAAAAGAAAGCCACCACAGUGGCCAACAGUGACUUGGCCAUAGCUACCACCCCCACCACUGGGGCCCGAGGCCAAAAGCAGGGAAAGGAAUCAGGUGAGGUCAAUGGGGGCCAGGCAGCACUUGGGACCAAAAAGAAGAAAAAAGCCAAGAAGGCCACCGCCGCCGCGUCUUCCCCGUGCCCAGCAAACUGAGCCCACAGAGUGGCACCACCUGCGUCAGCUGUGGGCACCAUGUGCCCCUUGGGGAGGCAAGACACUUCUGGAUCACGCCUCCCUCCAUGUUCAAGACCAGGAUCUGCGAGUCCCACUCCACAAAGUCACGAUUGUGACUGCGGCUAAAGGCAUGGGUGUGGAAAGAGAUGCCUCAGGAAGACCUGUGCUUCUAGAACAUUCCAGGCCAAGUAGAAGGCAUCUAUCCCCCAGUACCAUAUGAGGUGAGCAAGUAAAGGAAGGCCUUUCUCCUCCUCCACCUGAUCCUCAGCCUGGUGUGGGAAAGAGUCCUCAAGUGCUAAGACCCAGAGGAACAUCUGUCCUCCAUCAGCCAGACUUGAGUCAUUGCCUAGGAGAAAUUUUUCUCCUUUCCCCAGUUUUUCAGAAUUUCCUUUGCCUACAUUUAUGAAUAUGCAUAAUGUCUCUAAACCAAUUCGCUUUUCAAAAAUGAUCUGAGGGAUGAAGAGGUAGCCCAGUGGUCCAGGCCCUGGUUCUAUCAAUAGCACCAGGGGGUGUCAAAGAGAAAAUACAUUGCUGAGAGACCCAAAACUUAGAAUGAUCGGAUGCUGCCUUCCUGUCAAUGUUCAAUCUUUUCUUGGCCAGUCCUAGGACUAGAACUCAAGGCCUGGGCACUGUCCCUGGGUUUCUUU